Bubalus bubalis (water buffalo) is the source of this 4201-nucleotide messenger RNA. RefSeq names its product Kruppel like factor 6 (gene KLF6). The record is from RefSeq and is a predicted model, not a curated record. The coding region runs from base 381 to 1214 and encodes 277 amino acids. Gene Ontology annotation, molecular function: RNA polymerase II cis-regulatory region sequence-specific DNA binding; DNA-binding transcription factor activity, RNA polymerase II-specific. Gene Ontology annotation, biological process: regulation of transcription by RNA polymerase II. NCBI's taxonomy places the organism in Eukaryota, Metazoa, Chordata, Mammalia, Artiodactyla, Bovidae. The transcript is spliced from 5 exons.
CGUGCAUGCACCCGCAGGACGGUGUGUGCUUGGAGGUGCAGUUCUUUUUUAUUUUCUUCUUUUUCUUCUUCCUUUUUUUAAUGGUUUGGGUAAAUUUUUUAAAAAAAAUUAGAAUAGUUCUUGUUAAGACGUACUUGUGGCUCCGGCGCAGAAGGCACUUUAAAGGGGCCUUUCAGAGCGUGGAGCGGAGUUGUCAUCUGAGUGGGGCGCAGCGGCGCCGGGCGCUCCCCGUGUUCUUGCCGUUUUCUGGGGCUGCUGAACCGUAUUCCCGAGCGUCGACCCAGCUCCGCGGCCUGAUCUCGGCCCUAGCCCUUGGCAGAAGUUUGGUGCUUGUUCCAGCUCCAGGCUCUCCACAGCUGGACCUAGUCAUAUGAACCUGCAUGGACUGCCAAGUGGCUAGAAAGUUUGAGAUGGUGGGGAGAGGGGAUGCUGGUGUCUCGGCAGUUGUAGCUUCUGGAAAGACCUGCCUGGAGUUGGAACGUUACCUGCAGAGCGAGCCCUGCUACGUGUCAGCAUCCGAGAUCAAAUUCGACAGCCAAGAAGAUCUGUGGACCAAAAUCAUCUUGGCUCGGGAGAAAAAGGAGGACGCGGACCUGAAGGUGUCCUCCUCUGGCCCACCCGAGGACGCGCUCCACAGCCCUGGCUUCAGCUACAACCUGGAGACCAACAGCCUGAACUCGGAUGUGAGCAGCGAGUCCUCCGACAGCUCCGAGGAGCUCUCGCCCACCACCAAGUUUACCUCCGACCCCAUCAGCGAAGUCUUGGUCAAUUCGGGGAAUCUGAGCUCCUCGGUCACCUCCACGCCUCCGUCCUCCCCAGAACUGAGCAGGGAGCCCUCGCACCUGUGGGGCUGUGUGCCUGGCGAGCUGCACCCCCCCGGGAAGGCGCGGGGUGGGACCUCAGGGAAGCCGGGCGACAAGGGCAGCGGGGACGCCUCCCCCGACGGCCGCAGGCGGGUGCAUCGCUGCCACUUUAAUGGCUGCAGGAAAGUUUACACCAAAAGCUCCCACUUGAAAGCACACCAGCGCACCCACACAGGAGAAAAGCCUUACAGAUGCUCAUGGGAAGGGUGUGAGUGGCGUUUUGCAAGAAGCGAUGAGUUAACCCGACACUUCAGAAAGCACACUGGUGCCAAGCCUUUUAAAUGUUCUCACUGUGACAGGUGUUUCUCCAGGUCUGACCACCUGGCCCUGCACAUGAAGAGACACCUCUGAGGGGGCAGAGCGGCAACUCCUGCGGGCUAAAAAGGCUUCCAGGCUGAGACGGCCGCGGAAGGAGGGUGCGUGUUCCAGCCAAAGCCAUUUUGCACCCUGCCCGGUCGCCUCCAGGACCUACUGGGAAGGUCUUUCGAGGGCGAGAACAGUCACGUCCGAAGCGGCAGGGCACCCGGGGUGUGUGGUGUCUGGGUGGCCCCGGCUCGCCACUGGUUACCUGUCCUCUGAGUGGUCCCUAAGCCUUUGCCGUGAGCAUGUGCACUGAGAAUGUUAGUGGUGGGUGGGCUGUAUGUGGAGGGUCUCCUACGGACUGGGUGAUGAGGCAUGUCCUUUCCCUGGCGAGACUGCAAGAGACAGAAAAAAAAAAAACAGAGUUUGAAUGUUCUGUGUGUGAGGCGUGUUCCGUGAGACGAGAUGACCAUCCUUCAUUUCCUGAGGGGGUGUCUGCGCCUUAGAGGAGAGAAAAAAAAAAGACAAGAAGAAGGGAAGAUGUGGAGGGCAGGCGUGGGCAGUCAGGACCCCGAGUGACGAGUGGGUGUUGGUGGGGAGAGCCCUUCCCCCGCGGUGUGUGACGGGAGCGUUCGGUGUUCGGUUCAGCUGUGUGAAGUGAGUAGCUGGCGCUGCUUGCUGUGACAGAGCUCAUUUGUUACCUGUUGUAUACGCUGUGUACCUACAAACAUAACACGUGGAUAACUUUUCCUUCUAAGACAAAAGUAAUGCAUGGUCUGGGGAAUUAUCUGCUUUUCCAUUUUUAAAUCAGGACUACCGUUUUGGUUCCAAGUUCACUGAGCAGCUAAGAUAACAAUUGGUCGAAUCAGGUGACCCCCCCUAGCCAUCUGGGCCUGGCAAUACAUGAUGCUCCACCCCCCCCAACUCCCGCCCCUUGGAUUUAUUCGUAACACUCCCCUUCUAGAGAGGCGUUGUGCAGUGUAGGACUAUUUUGUCAGUGGUUCCGAAUUCGUAUUACCUUUUUGGAGAAUUUCAAGUUGCCCUUGGGAGACAUUGGGCACGAGUUGGGUGUCCGGGACACCAAGGCUGGGAAUCGCUGGUCUAACGUCCCACUAGACUCAGAACCUAAAAUUUUUCUCAGUUGGGUGGAUAAAACCACUAAAGCUUAGAAACUGUUUUCUCAUGCAGCUAAGUUUCUCUUAUUUAUGCCUUGAGGACUCAUUUCUGGUUUUCUAGCUGUUAAUGCACUGUAGAUCUUAAUAAUGGUGCCUUACGCAAGUGGCCCCUCCUGUGGGGGUCUCAUACAGGGGAAUGGGUGAUGCAUGCUUUAUUAAGGCUCUUUUUUCACCUGGCUUUGUACUGUAUCAAUAUUUAAUACAGAAAAAAAAAAAAAAAAAAACUCUUUAAGGUCCUACUUCACAAGUCAAAUAGAUGAAAACUCCCCAAACAAGUCAGUAUUUACUCAAUAGCUUAGACAACUUGACUGUCAGUGUUCAAGUGGGAAACAAAUGAUAAUUGGAAAAUCAGACCAUUUCUGCCACCGUGAGGGUGAGACUUCAAUAUAGACUUUGCACAACACUUGUACAGAUCAUACACCGGCUGUGUUUAAUAUGUAACAUUUUCACACGUAUUAAAGAUACAGAAGUAUUAAAAAACAAUGUAUUUGCUUAAAAGGCACAAGUUUCUCGCGUAUCUAUCUAGCUAUCUGUUGGUAACACAGAAGGUAUAUUACUUUUUUAAAAAGUGGGCGAAAUUCUUGUGUAUGUACAUUUGUGUGUAUAAUAUGUGUAUGUGUGUGUGUAUAUAUAUAUACAUAUAUAUGAAUAAUAUAUAAAUAUUUUUUUAAGGAGAAAUUAGAAUGUAUAGCUAGAAAAUUCCACAGCCUGUGAAGACCUAUUUCAAAAUGGCCAUAAAGGAGGUAAAAAUGAAAACUAUAACUUUUAUAAAGGCUUUAUCUUUCAUUUAACAAUUUGCCACAGGCCCUUGGCAUCAGAUCUCUUCCAGACUGCCAAGUCACUCAUCAUAAUUGGUGGGUCUGGGAUAGGGUCCCUUGGCCAUUCAGAACUGCCAUGAACGGAAUACUAGCCCACUGGUUGUUUGGUCUCAGACACACUAAGGUUUUGAUUUCAAAUGUCAGCCUUAUUGAAGAUCUAACCUAAAAGAAAGCUAAUCACAGAGAUUCUUUUUGAGAGCAUUUUUUAUGCAGAUGAAGCUAUUUUUUUUCCAGCACAUAGAUUCUUCCAGUUUUUCCAACAAGUAAUUUCCCCGAAUUGGCAUACUGCAGCAUGGACAGCUGAUCCUCCAUGCAGCUGCUGGUCAAGGGUGUGGAUCUUCUCUUUAUAUAUAUUUAUUUAUAUAUAUAUAUAUAUAUACACAUAAGUCUGGCUGGGCUGGUAUUUUGUUUGAUCUUCCUGAAAAUGAGCAAUGGUAAAAGCUCAUAUAACUGGUUUUUUUUUGUUGUUUUUUUUUAAAUCUGGGCUGAUGGAUACACUUACCUAAAGAAAUUAUUUUGCUGAGGGGGAAAAUGCACUUUUUUCUUUUGGCAGUUCCAAAUCCAGACACUUAAUUUGCUGGAUUUUGGGGGGGAAAAAACUCCUUUUUUGGCCCUGCUGUGUGCUUAGCCAUAACAGUUCCAUUAAGCAAGAAGGUAAACAAAAGACAAAAAAUAAAAAACUUGCACUGGCUUGUCUCACUUAUGAAACACCGUGGAGUGGUUUGAUUGGGUGGGGCUGGGUGCCAUGUAUGUCAAUGCCUGUAAUUUUCAUAAUAAGCAAGUACAUAAAGAAUUACAAUUCUGUUCAGGUGAUAACUGAGCCUCAAUCAAGCAGAAACUUUUUGCUUGACAUUAAAAAAAAAUUUCUAUUAGUGAAAUUUCUUUCUUUUUAUUUUGAAGCACCCUGUUAUCUAAAAAAUCUUUGUAAGAUUUUUGUAAAAUUUUGUUUUACAAGAUUUUAUUUGAAAUUGUUUUUUGCAAGAUUGUUAUAUUUCUGUAUGAAUGUAUUUUUUAUUGGAAUAACAUAAAAGAAUUCUUAUCAGCA